Postia placenta MAD-698-R-SB12 is the source of this 384-nucleotide messenger RNA. RefSeq lists its product as hypothetical. The transcript has a single exon. The record is from RefSeq and is a predicted model, not a curated record. Bases 1 to 384 code for a protein of 127 amino acids. Lineage: Eukaryota; Fungi; Basidiomycota; Agaricomycetes; Polyporales; Adustoporiaceae.
AUGGUGCGACACUCGCGCACAGACUAUGUUGGGCCGAUCCUCAACUCGGGGUACACGAGGGAUGCGUUGGUGGGUGACUUGCCCGCGGAGGCGGCGUCGAGCGUUUGGAUCUCGCCUGCGUCGCUGAAGAUGAAGGUGUCGACGGGAAUGUUCUCGCAGAUUCCGCGUACAUGCAUUGUGGUUGGCGGAGAGGAGAUGACGCUGGAUCCUGUGGUGACGCUGCGGGACCGGCUGCAAGCGGACAUGGGGAAGGAGGCGGUGACAUACAUCGAAGCGGUCGAUUGCACGCACGACUUCCUGAUGAUGGGAUGGCACGAGCCUGAGAGGACCAAUGUGCUGCGUGAGGUUGCGGUGUGGGUGGACAGGCUCUGGAAGUCGGUGUAG